CCAACCCUAUAUAAACAAUCUUCUAGGGCCGCCUCUCCUCCUCAUCACUUCCCCCUUUCCUCUAUAUUAAACCCUAAUUUACGUGUACCAAUUUCGCUCCUCUUUUCAUUGUAUUGCAGAUUCUUCCGCCUCGUUCCAAUCUAUAAGCUGAGCUAGAUUAUGAUUAUUGAGGAAGGGAUGUUUUGGAUAUCUUACCUAAGCACUGGAUGGCUCUAUGGCAUGCGGUGGCGGAGGUAGGUGGCGGAAGUUGUUGAAAAAUUAUACUGUUGCAGGUAGUGUGACUUUUGUGGAGUUCCAAAGUUGUAGUGGUCUAAGUGAAACUUCUUUUAUGUCCGAACAAGCCAUCUUCUAUUUGGGAUCCAUUGGAUUGCUUGGAGAGUAUUGUCCUACUUCAAGAAAAAAGAACCGUCAUUUCUCAGGUUGGGUUGACUUUAUGCAUCUCGGAUCAUUACAGGAAGAACACAUUGACUUCUGUGGUUGCUGUAAGGCACAACCUUCUCCCGACACACUGUACAAUUGUUCUGCUGAAGAAUUCACUGAAGAUUCCUAACACUUCAUCUGGGAAUAUCUCACUGAAUCAAAGAUGGCUUUGCAAAAUAUUGGUGCCAGCAACAGUGAUGAUGCCUUCUACAGGUAUAAGAUGCCCAGGAUGAUUACCAAGAUAGAGGGGCGUGGGAAUGGAAUCAAGACAAAUGUGGUGAACAUGGUUGACAUUGCCAAAGCUUUAGCAAGGCCCCCAUCCUAUACCACAAAAUAUUUUGGAAAUGAGCUUGGGGCUCAGUCAAAAUUUGAUGAAAAAACUGGAACUGCACUUGUCAAUGGAGCUCAUGAAACUCCUAAACUUGCUGGUCUUCUUGAGAACUUUAUUAAGAAAUAUGUGCAGUGCUACGGUUGUGGAAACCCUGAAACAGAGGUCAUAAUAACUAAGACUCAGAUGAUCCAACUGAAAUGCGCUGCAUGUGGUUUCCUUUCUGAUGUGGACAUGAGGGACAAGCUGACAACUUUUAUACUGAAGAACCCGCCUGAGCCUAAGAAGGGCUCCAAGGACAAGAAGGCAAUGAGAAGAGCUGAGAAGGAGCGAAUGAAGGAAGGUGAGGCUGCUGAUGAAGAGCAGAAGAAGCUGAAGACGAAGAAAAAGGUUUCCUCCAAAGAUGCUAGUGCAAAACCCAGCUCUAAAAAGAAACAUGGUGGCUCUGAUGAGGAUCGUGCUUCACCACCUAGAAACCAUGUUAAUGUGAAAGAAGAGGAGGAUGAAGAAGAUGAUGAUGAUGAUGUCCAGUGGCAGACUGAUACAUCACUAGAAGCUGCUCAGCAGCGUAUACAAGAACAGUUAAAUGCUGCAACUGCUGAAAUGGUUAUGCUUUCAACAAUUGAGUCAGAGAAGAAGUCCAAGGCAGCUACUCAAGCCCAAAGUCCUAAAGCAGCUGCUGCUGUGCCAUCUAAGAAUCAUACGACCGAGAAUGGAGAGACAAACCAUGAGAGGCUCGUUGAGGAGGUGAAAACAAAUAUAAGAAAGGGAGUUGCUGCCAGCCAAUUGCAAUCCUGUUUGGGUUCAUUCUCUGGGUCUCCUCAGGAAGUUAUCACUGCUCUGUAUGAGGCACUGUUGGAUGGCAUUGAGAAAGGAUUUGCCAAGGAGGUUCUUAAGAAGAAAAGUUACCUUGCUGCUGUUUCUCAAGAUGAGGAGUCACAGCUACGAUUGCUUCGUGCUAUAGAAGAAUUUUGUGGGAAAUACCCAGUUGCACUGAAGGAAGUGGCUCUGGUUUUGAAAGCUUUAUAUGAUGCUGAUGUGUUGGAGGAGGAAUAUAUAGUACAGUGGUACGGCAAGGGUGCUACUGGGAACAAUGACUCCAAAAUUUGGAAGAAUGUCAAACCCUUUGUUGAAUGGCUACAGAGUGCUGAAUCCGAGUCCGAGGAGGAAUGAUAUCCCAAGUGUCAACUAUCCGUUUUGCUGUCUUAUGCUAGUUUGCUUUGCCUGAGAUGCUACCAUUUGGUUAUUCACAUGUUAUGUUAUUUUAUGGUGUUUGUGUUAUCUGUUUAUGUUUGUUAUUUUGUGAUAUUUGUGUUGUCUGUUUGUCUGUGUUGCAGACUCAUGGGAAGUUCCUUUUGUAACUCUUUACAUGAAUAAAACUUCCUUUAUUUAGUACUA
Nicotiana tabacum (common tobacco) is the source of this 2146-nucleotide messenger RNA. RefSeq names its product eukaryotic translation initiation factor 5. Gene Ontology annotation, cellular component: cytosol. NCBI's taxonomy places the organism in Eukaryota, Viridiplantae, Streptophyta, Magnoliopsida, Solanales, Solanaceae. Gene Ontology annotation, molecular function: eukaryotic initiation factor eIF2 binding; GDP-dissociation inhibitor activity; translation initiation factor activity. Gene Ontology annotation, biological process: translational initiation; formation of cytoplasmic translation initiation complex. The record is from RefSeq and is a predicted model, not a curated record.